Molecule: messenger RNA, 1221 nt
Organism: Fragaria vesca subsp. vesca
Lineage: Eukaryota; Viridiplantae; Streptophyta; Magnoliopsida; Rosales; Rosaceae
Product: GDSL esterase/lipase 5-like
Exons: 5
Coding region: 73-1215 (380 amino acids)
Molecular function (GO): hydrolase activity, acting on ester bonds
Source: RefSeq, a predicted model, not a curated record
AUUCCAAGUAAAUAGAAACAAAGUUUCUGUGCCUCUCUAGUACGUGGGUCAGAUAUAAAUUCGACAACACAUAUGGCAAGGCCGAGCUUUGUCUCCCUCCUUUUCUUCAUUCAUGCACUGCUAGUAUUCACUAGAACUUGUUGUUUUGGAUUAAGCAAAUCCCAGCCACAUUCAGAGAAGCCUCAUCAUCGCCAUGGAGUUGCUUUCUUCAUCUUCGGAGACUCUUACUUGGAUGCAGGCAACAACAACUACAUCAACACUUCAACUCUCGACCAGGCCAAUUUCAGGCCUUAUGGAGAGACAUACUUCAAGUUCCCAACUGGAAGAUUCUCCGACGGGCGCUUGAUGUCGGACUUUAUUGCCGAGUAUGCUCACCGGCCAUUGAUUCCGCCGUUUCUGCAACCGGGGUUUCACCAGUAUCCCGGCGGAGCCAACUUUGCAUCUUCAGGAGCCGGUGCUCUGGUUGAGACGUUUCAAGGCUCGGUGAUUGAUCUAAAAACACAACUAAGAAAUUACAAGAAGGUAGAGACCUGGUUCAGACACAAAUUGGGCGAUGCUGAAGCCAAGAUGACACUGUCAAGAGCCGUCUACUUGUUUAACAUCGGAACCAACGAUUACAUGAGCCCUUUCCUGAUCGACUCCCCUAUUUUCAAGUCCCACUCUCAUUCCGAGUACGUAGGAAUGGUCAUCGGCAAUUUGACGACUAUCAUCCAAGAGAUUUAUGCAGGAGGGGGUCGAAAAUUUGGUUUCAUCAAUUUGCCGAGAUUAGGUUGUCUCCCGGGUUUGAGAAUAAUCAAACCAGAAAAUAACGGUAGCUGCUUAGAAGAAGUUUCAUCACUUGCCAGAUUACAUAACCAAGCUCUCUUCAAAGUUCUCAGGAAGCUAGGAAGCCAGUUGAAGGGUUUUAAGUAUUCACUCUACGACUUGAACCACAGCCUUAGACAGAGAACCAGACAUCCUUCGAAAUAUGGUUUUAAAGAAGGAAAAUCAGCAUGCUGCGGAACAGGUCAGUUUCGAGGGGUGUUUAGCUGUGGAGGCAAGAGAAUCGUCAAGGAGUUUGAGUUGUGCCAAAACCCUAAUGAAUACGUGUUUUGGGACUCUUUCCACUUGACUGACAAGGUUUAUAGCCAAUUGGCUCAUGAAAUGUGGAGUGGGGAAGGUGACUAUAAGCCUUUGGGUCUGUACAAUCUCAAGGAUCUCUUCAGAGAUUUAUAGAGAUAU